Molecule: messenger RNA, 900 nt
Organism: Xenopus tropicalis (tropical clawed frog)
Lineage: Eukaryota; Metazoa; Chordata; Amphibia; Anura; Pipidae
Gene: qdpr
Product: quinoid dihydropteridine reductase
Biological process (GO): pteridine-containing compound metabolic process
Molecular function (GO): 6,7-dihydropteridine reductase activity
Source: RefSeq, marked provisional
CAGGAGCUCAUACAGAAUGGCAGCUGUCAGUGAGGCGCAGAGAGUGCUGGUCUAUGGUGGAAGGGGAGCCUUGGGAUCCAAGUGUGUGGAGUAUUUCAGAUCCAAGCAAUGGUGGGUGGCAUCUAUAGACAUUACAGAAAAUGCCAGCGCAAGUGCCAGCAUUGUGGUGAAACUGUCGGAUUCAUUCACAGAGCAGUCGGAUCAGGUCACUGCAGCAGUUGAAGAGCUUUUAAGUGGCCAAAAGGUUGAUGCAAUCCUGUGUGUGGCAGGGGGAUGGGCAGGUGGCUCUGCAAAGGCAAAGUCCUUUUAUAAGAGCUGUGACCAGAUGUGGAAACAGAGUGUCUGGACGUCGGCCAUAUCCAGUCACCUUGCAACAAAGCACCUAAAGGAAGGGGGCCUGCUGACACUCUCUGGGGCAAAAGCUGGAUUGUCUGCAACCCCAGGAAUGAGCGCAUAUGGUAUGUCAAAAGCAGCCAUUCACCAACUGUGCCAAAGUCUUGGUGCGGAAAAGAGUGGCAUGCCAGCCAAAUCAGCAGCUGUGGCCAUCCUCCCGGUUACCUUGGAUACUCCUGCCAACAGAGCCUCUAUGCCCGAUGCAGACUACACUUGCUGGACACCGUUAGACUUUAUUGCUGAAACCUUUUAUAACUGGAUCACUGGGCAAAACAGACCACAGUCUGGGAGUCUCAUUGAAGUGAUAACAGAGAAAGGCAAAACUGAACUGGUUCCAGCUCAUCUAUAAGAUGGGAAUCACUUUAACCCCUGCAGUAUUGUAUCUCCUUAUAGCUGUGCAAGAUCCCAGCCCAUGCUACCCGUUGGUUUGAUAGUUGCCUUCCCUUGUUUCAUGUACGGAUACCGUGUCUUUGAUUAAAUAGCUGUAACAUUGUUAUGAACCUUAAA